AUGCUGGAUAAAUGGAUCAAACAUCUUCAAUUGCAGGCCCAUCCGGAAGGUGGAUACUACAAAGAAACCGGACGCUCAGAGCAACUCAUCAAGUCCGGAACAGGCUUGGACGUCCCACUCUACACCAACAUCCUCUUUCUCUUGGAGGAUAAGAAUCCAUCUCGAUUCCAUCAACUCCAUUCCAAUGAAGUAUGGUACUUCCAUGAUGGAAAACCACUCACGGUUCAUUGCAUCUACCCAGAUGGAACGUACAAGGCAGUCCGUUUAGGCAAGAACCCGGAAACGGACUUGUUACAAUUUGAGGUGCCUAAGGGUGUGAUUUUCGGCCUGUCGGUAGAUGAAGAUUGGGCUCUUGUCAGUUGCAUGGUUUCACCGGGGUUUGAUUUCCGUGAGUUUUAUCUCUUCGAAGAGGAGGAGCUUCUUGAGAAGUUUCCACAGCAUGCGGAGAUUAUUAAGAAGUUGACAUAA
Sungouiella intermedia is the source of this 468-nucleotide messenger RNA. Lineage: Eukaryota; Fungi; Ascomycota; Pichiomycetes; Serinales; Metschnikowiaceae. The record is from the annotation of a GenBank genome assembly.